Molecule: messenger RNA, 530 nt
Organism: Pseudophryne corroboree (corroboree frog)
Lineage: Eukaryota; Metazoa; Chordata; Amphibia; Anura; Myobatrachidae
Product: gamma-crystallin 2
Exons: 3
Coding region: 1-528 (175 amino acids)
Biological process (GO): visual perception; lens development in camera-type eye
Molecular function (GO): structural constituent of eye lens
Source: RefSeq, a predicted model, not a curated record
AUGGGAAAGAUCAUCUUCUUCGAGGACAGGAACUUCCAGGGCCACUGCUACGAGUGCAGCGGAGACUGCGCCGACCUACACACCUACUUCAGCCGCUGUAACUCCAUCCGAGUUGACAGCGGCUGCUGGAUGCUAUUUGAACGCCCCAAUUAUCUGGGCCACCAGUAUUUUCUGAAGAAGGGAGAGUAUCCUGACUACCAGCAAUGGAUGGGCUUCAGCGAUUCCAUCAGGUCUUGUAAAGCUAUCCCACAGCAAAGGGGCCCCCACAAGAUAAAGAUCUAUGAGAAGGAGGAGUUUAGAGGUCAGAUGCUGGAGGUUUUGGAAGAUUGUCCCUCUGUCUCUGAGCUCUUCAAAUACCACGACAUCAACUCCUGCAAUGUGGUUGACGGUCACUGGAUCUUCUAUGAGCAGCCCAACUACCGUGGAAGACAGUACUUCCUGAAGCCUGGGGAAUAUAGGCGCUUCAGUGACUGGGGAGCCCUGAACGCCAGAGUCAGCUCUAUGCGACGAGUCCUGGAUGUCUGCUGAAU